Molecule: messenger RNA, 811 nt
Organism: Cynocephalus volans (Philippine flying lemur)
Lineage: Eukaryota; Metazoa; Chordata; Mammalia; Dermoptera; Cynocephalidae
Product: DNA topoisomerase 3-beta-1-like
Exons: 4
Coding region: 21-692 (223 amino acids)
Biological process (GO): potassium ion transmembrane transport; proton transmembrane transport; regulation of intracellular pH
Cellular component (GO): plasma membrane
Molecular function (GO): potassium:proton antiporter activity; sodium:proton antiporter activity
Source: RefSeq, a predicted model, not a curated record
UGCUGUGGCUGGAUAGCCGGAUGACGCUGGCGUGUGAGACGCGAGGAGCGCGUGCUGGCCGCGGGGCCGCAGGGCAGAGCCGUGCAGUGAUGUUUGGGAGCCGGUACCCGACUCCCACGCAGCGCUUCCGCCGUGGGCGCCAGAGACCAAGAGCGACCACCCAGGCCCAGGUCCUGUGCAACUUGUUCAAGUCCUUUUGCCAGAUGACAAUCAUUGAGACCAUCGACGUGUUUGCGGGAAUUGCUAACUUCUCUGUUGUGGGAAUAGGUGGGGUGUUGACCGGCAUCUUCCUGGUCUUCUUAGCGGCAUUUACGACCCGCUUCACUUACAGUAUCCGAGUGAUUGAGCCACUCUUUGUUUUCCUGUACAGUUAUUUGUCCUACAUAACGGCUGGAAUGUUUCACCUCUCAGGCAUCAUGCCAUCAGCACUUGAGAGUCGGCGGUCCCAGCAGCCCUUGUGCCCCUCCCUGGCAUUGCUGCAGACCAAGCCAAGCCAUUCGCACUGUUCCCGCUGCAAUGAUACCUACACCCUACCCCAGAACGACACCAUCAAGCUCUACAAGGAGCUCCGGUGCCCACUCGACAACUUCGAGCUGGUCCUGUGGUUCUCUGGCUCGCAGGGCAAGAGCUACCCGCUGUGCCCCUACUGCUACAACCACCUGCCCUUCCAAGACAUGAAGAACGCCAUGUGAGACCCCUGCAUUGCUGUAAAGCCACCACUGAAGAAUCCUCUUACCAGAUGUGUUCUCUGGACUUUGGACUUCCCACCCUCUGAAACUGUAAGCAAUAAAUUUCAUUUUCUUUUAAAUUA